Messenger RNA from Zonotrichia leucophrys gambelii, 3312 nucleotides. It is a transcript of the gene FOXP1, whose product is annotated as forkhead box P1. The record is from RefSeq and is a predicted model, not a curated record. Gene Ontology annotation, molecular function: RNA polymerase II cis-regulatory region sequence-specific DNA binding; DNA-binding transcription repressor activity, RNA polymerase II-specific. The coding region runs from base 458 to 2512 and encodes 684 amino acids. The transcript is spliced from 20 exons. NCBI's taxonomy places the organism in Eukaryota, Metazoa, Chordata, Aves, Passeriformes, Passerellidae. Gene Ontology annotation, cellular component: nucleus. Gene Ontology annotation, biological process: regulation of transcription by RNA polymerase II.
CGCUCUGCGCUAGAGAUCAGCAGCGUCUUUGAGACCGUUCUUAGAGGUCCUGGCAAGCAAACUUUAUUCCAGAGCUUCGAAAGGUAUGGCCAGGCUGGGAGCGCCUAACGUCGUGCCACCGAGGACGCGCGUCAGCGCCGGCCGUGCUGAGGCACAGCGGUGUUCAAAUCUCUCCUGAGAACAUUUUUUCUGAGUGACUCCAGCUUCCAGACACAUUUGCCAUGAGAAGGGUUCCAAUCCUUUCCUGUAUUUGCCCUGAGUCAUGAAUGGAUAUGUGUGAUGCCUGCAAGUAAAACUGGCUUCAAUAUUUAAAGGCUGUUAAAGGAUACCUCGAAAAUAUUUUCACAUGACCACGACCAGGAGUGUCACUCGCCUGCCAGGGUAAGAAGAGUGACCUUUUUGGGUGGCUGUAACUGAAGAUUGCUUUACAGGAGCAACUGAAGAAGGUUUUUGAGUCAUGAUGCAAGAAUCUGGGACUGAGACAAAAAGUAACGGUUCAGCCAUUCAGAAUGGAGCGAGCGGUGGCAACCAUUUACUAGAGUGCAGCCUGCGGGAAGUGAGAUCAAACGGCGAGACACCUUCCGUUGAAAUUGGGGCUGCAGAUUUAGCACAUCUCCAGCAACAGCAGGCUCUCCAGGUGGCACGACAGCUUCUCCUGCAACAGCAGCAGCAGCAGCAACAGCAGCAGCAGCAGCAGCAGCAAGUUAGUGGAUUAAAGUCUCCGAAGAGGAAUGACAAACAGCCAGCCCUUCAGGUUCCAGUGUCGGUGGCUAUGAUGACACCUCAAGUGAUCACUCCCCAGCAAAUGCAGCAGAUCCUCCAGCAACAAGUGCUAACUCCCCAGCAACUCCAAGUCCUGCUCCAACAGCAGCAGGCACUCAUGCUUCAACAGCAGCAGCUUCAAGAGUUUUAUAAGAAACAACAGGAACAGUUGCAGCUUCAACUUUUACAGCAACAACAUGCUGGAAAACAGCCUAAAGAGCCCCAGCAGCAGCAAGUGGCCACGCAGCAGUUGGCCUUCCAGCAGCAGCUCCUACAGAUGCAGCAGUUGCAGCAGCAGCACCUCCUGUCUCUGCAGCGUCAGGGGCUGCUGACCAUCCAGCCCGGGCAGCCUACUCUGCCUUUGCAACCCCUUGCACAAGGCAUGAUUCCAACAGAGCUGCAGCAGCUCUGGAAGGAAGUGACAAGCUCGCACACAGCGGAGGAGGCAGCCAGCAACAACCACAGCAGCCUGGACCUGUCCACCACCUGCGUCUCCUCCUCCGCGCCCUCCAAGACCUCCUUAAUCAUCAACCCACACGCCUCAACUAAUGGACAGCUAUCAGUCCACACUCCUAAACGGGAGAGUUUACCCCACGAGGAGCACUCGCACAGCCACCCGCUGUACGGACACGGCGUAUGCAAAUGGCCGGGCUGUGAAGCAGUGUGCGAAGACUUCCAGUCCUUCCUAAAACAUCUCAACAGUGAGCAUGCGCUGGAUGAUAGAAGUACAGCCCAAUGUAGAGUACAAAUGCAGGUUGUACAGCAGUUAGAGCUACAGCUUGCAAAAGAUAAAGAGCGCCUGCAAGCCAUGAUGACACACCUGCAUGUGAAGUCAACUGAACCAAAAGCCACCCCUCAGCCCCUGAAUCUGGUAUCGAGCGUCACGCUGUCCAAGACCGCGUCCGAGGCGUCUCCGCAGAGUUUACCUCAUACUCCCACCACCCCGACUGCGCCCAUCACUCCCGUCACGCAGGGACCGUCGGUCAUCACUACCACGAGCAUGCACAACGUCGGGCCCAUCCGGAGGCGGUACUCGGACAAGUACAACGUCCCCAUCUCUUCAGCAGAUAUUGCCCAGAACCAAGAAUUUUAUAAGAACGCAGAAGUUAGACCACCAUUCACGUAUGCAUCUUUAAUUAGACAGGCCAUCCUGGAAUCUCCUGAAAAACAGCUAACACUAAACGAAAUCUACAACUGGUUCACGCGAAUGUUCGCCUACUUCCGACGCAACGCGGCGACGUGGAAGAAUGCAGUGCGUCAUAAUCUUAGUCUUCACAAGUGUUUUGUGCGAGUAGAAAACGUUAAAGGGGCAGUAUGGACAGUGGAUGAACUAGAGUUCCAAAAACGAAGGCCACAAAAGAUCAGUGGUAACCCUUCUCUUAUUAAAAACAUACAGACCAGCCACACCUACUGCACACCUCUCAAUGCUGCUUUACAGGCUUCAAUGGCUGAGAACAGUAUACCUCUAUACACUACUGCUUCCAUGGGAAAUCCCACUCUGGGCAAUUUAGCCAGCGCGAUGAGGGAAGAGCUCAAUGGUGCAAUGGAGCAUACGAACAGUAACGGGAGUGACAGCAGUCCAGGACGUUCCCCUAUGCAAGCAAUGCACCCUGUGCAUGUCAAAGAAGAACCAUUAGACCCAGAUGAAAAUGAAGGCCCACUAUCCUUAGUGACAACAGCCAACCACAGUCCAGAUUUUGAUCACGACAGAGAUUAUGAAGAUGAACCUGUAAAUGAGGACAUAGAAUGAGUAUGUCUGACAUCGUUAUCCUGAGAAUGAAGAUUGGAAGAACACGUCAAACUUAGCUGUGAAAUCUCUCCAUUAUUGUACAGUCUGGAGGAUUCUCAGUCCACUUUGACAACUAUGAAAUAUGUUAACUCUUAGUGCCAUCAAGUAUCCCAUUUGGGAGUAUUUUUGAUUUUUCUACUUUUUGUUGAAAAAAGGAAUUUGUACUCUGUGCAUUGGAUGGACUUGUUUGGUACUUGGGAUUUUCCUCUCUUACAGUCAACAUCAGUGUUGUAAAUUUGCUAAACUGAUUCACUUGCAUUUAGCAGCCAGCUGUGGACUGCAGGUCCUGCCAAUUUUGGACACUUGAGGACAUCAAACUGAGCAUGUACACCUGAACUGCAGAUCAAGUCUUUGCCCAGAUUUUAAGGAUUCCAAUGGACAACAUAUUUGCACAGUACUGCAUGUUGAUUAUCACUGCCUUUACUCCAAUUUUUUUUUUGUUUCGUUGGUUGGUUUCUUUUUUUUUUGUUUGUUUUUUUUUUUUUGCUUCCAUUUGGGAUGGGGAAGGCCUGUGUGUGCACGUGUGUGGGUAUGUGUGCGUGCGUGUGAGCGUGUAUAUCGGGGAGGGGUUCAAAGAAAAAAUUAUCCCAAACUCUUUAAUGUAUUGCUUUUAUUCCCCUGCCCCACUUCUCCUCUACCAUUUUAAGUUCUGACCUCAGGCCUCAUCUGGGCCCAGGGCCUCUCAGAGGCUUCAACGUUUUCUGUACUUUGUGAUGAAUGUUAAUAGGUGUUUUUAUUAUACGAAGCUGAAUGUCAUUGAA